UGAGAGUUUCCUUUCUAUUUUGUAGAAAACGCAUGAGGAUGAUAUUGCUGUUAUGAAAUGUAGUUAAAGUUUAAAUAAAUAUACAAUGUUAAUUUAUAAUAAUUAAAUAGUGUUUGUGCUUAUGUGCUUGAAAUAAAAUUGAUAUAAAAGAUUUGUAUAACCACUAAUACUACAAAUAAUAAUAGAUAAAACUAUUAAUUUAUAGAUGGCACCUAACCUAUCUUUGAAAAUUUUAUUGUUGGAGAACUAUUUAGUGUUUAUAAUUUACUGAAGUUACAUUGUUGUGAUAUACAUAAAUAAAGUCUGUUCACAGUAGAAAUCUUCUUAGUGUAUUUUAGCAGAUACCUUGUUAUACAAUAAUGGAUGUGGAGAAGGAAGAAGCACUUGAAGAAAUGCCAGAAUUGGAUAUGAAUUUGCAAGAUGAGAAGAUUUUAGAAAAUCAUCAGGAUGCAGUUUUAACGAAUGAAAACGUAUCAGAAAUGAAAGAUAUAUUGGAAAGAAGUAUUGACAUCCAUAAUAAAAUGUCAGAAAUCAAUCAAUGCAGCCAAAUAAUGGAAGAAGAAACUGUAUCAGUUUUUGAUACAAAUGCGUGUAAUAGCUCAACCAUGGAAGACUAUAUUAUGGAAUCUAAUACAGACAGCAUUACAGCUACAGAUGAUUUAAGGCAGUUUGAUGUUUUGGAUGAUUUAGAACGUCAUCCAGAUCAAAACUGUUCAGAUAUGGACUCAGAUACAAAUGAAAGUAUGGAUUCUGAUGUACCUGAUGAAGAAAUUGAAGCGAUGUUAGAAGAAGGUUUACCAGAGGAAUUUAAAGGCAAAAGAAAAGACAAGAAAGAUAGUGUGCCAUAUGAAGAAAAAGAGAAGCUUGUUUUGGAUGAAAUUGGCCACAAUCAUUUUGAUGUACUUCCUGAGAGUUGGGUGCAAGUGACUCAUAAUAGUGGGAUGCCUUUGUAUCUUCAUAAACAAAGUAGGGUUUGUACCCUUGCAAAACCAUAUUUUCUUGGACCUGGUAGUGUCAGAAAACAUGAAGUACCUGUAAGUGCUAUACCUUGUCUUCAGUAUAAAAGAGCUCUUCAAGAAGAAGAGGAAGAAAGAAAGAAAGAGAAGGAACGUGAUCCAAAUACAGAAGUAUGUAGUUUGCCUAGCGCAAAAAUUGAAACAAUCCAAGAAAAUCGGGCAGCUCAUUCUUUAGAUAGUGAACAAUUGAGAAAUUAUUGUCAAUCGCUCUUUCGUUUUAAAGCUAUUAAAGUAAUGAGAUUUCAGUCAUGGUCAGCGAGAAGGAAAUUCACGAAAAAUAAGAAACAUCGUAAACAAUUGGAACGACCAACGUUACCUGACGGAACAAAGUUAAUAACAUUUCCAGUUAGUAGUUCUAGUUUGACAGGAAAUAGUAGUGGCGUCACAGGAGAUGAUAAUGGUGGACAAAGACCACCGAAGCAUUGGAUAAUGAAUCCUUCAGGAAAAAGUUACGUUUGUAUACUUCAUGAAUACGUGCAACACGCGCUUAAGAAACAACCAACUUACAAAUUUAAAGAAUUAGAAAAUGCUGCAACACCGUACUCUGCUGUUGUUUGUAUUAAUGAUAUGGAAUAUGGGAGCGGCUUUGGUAGUAGCAAAAAGCAAGCGAAAGCUAACGCCGCUCGUAAAACUUUAGAAAUAUUAAUUCCUCAAAUGAGAGAUAAAAUUUCUGGCGAUAGUGGGGGAGAUACAGCAUCAGGCAACAACAGUCGGAUGAUUAAAGCAUCCAGAACAAAUUCUGAUGCGGAUCUAUCAUUCUUCGAUGAAAUCUCAAUAACUGAUCCACGAGUCGCAGAAUUUUGUGCAAAAACAACUGAACCAUCGCCACACGCCAUUUUAAUUACAUGUCUGCAACGAAAUUAUGGACUGGGCGAUAUGCAUAUUAAUUAUUCUGUGAACACAUUGAAGCAUCAGCGUAAUGAAUUCACAAUGCGUGUUGGAAAACAUGAAGCUACUGUUGUAUGUCGUAACAAAAAAGAUGGUAAACAACGUGCGGCACAAGCAAUUCUGCAACUUAUGCAUCCUCAUAUCCAGUCUUGGGGUUCUUUGUUAAGGUUGUAUGGAUCUCGUAGUGUAAAGUCUUUUAAAGAAAAGAAACAGCUAGAACAAGAAAUUACACUUUUGCAAGGUAAAGCCGCGGUAAAUCAACCGAAUCACGCCAUCUUAAGUAAGCUUAGACAAGAAAUGCGCAAAUUAGCUGAACAACGACAAGCGAUACAACCUAUUGGUAAGUUUGUACCAUCAGAUUUGCCAACAGGGUCAGCAGCCAACUUAAAUAAUGUAGAUUUAUAGCGUCCUAGUCAACUGUUUGAAUCUUAAAAAUCUUAAUUUAUUUUGUAAGUUUCGAAAUGACGAAAGUACUUCGAAUUUUUUUCAUCACUUUCUGUCUUGCAUGUAUAAAGUAUUUGAUACACCCAAUUUUACAAUGUGAAAACAUAAUUUUAUUAAAAUGGUGCUGAUUAUCAUAUUAUAUGUACCCUUCAAUACUGUUAUUUUUUACAUAUUGUACAAACUCCAUUGUUUGUGGUAAGGCAUCGAUGGUGUAAUAGGAUGCUGGUUGAAAAUAACCGAAGUUUAAAACUGAUCCGGUGUCAAAAAUCGAAAUAUUACAGAGUUACUACCUCAUCUUCCAUAUUCUUAUUACACCAUUAUAAAAUUUUAAAUAUACACAACUAAUGUCACACUUUUUGAAAUUAGAAUUACUUUUAUAUGAUGAGGCUAAUAUUAUAUUUGCGUUUUAAAAGAUGUAUUAAAGAUGGUUUAUAUAUAUAAGCAUUGAAAGGGCAGUAACUUUGAGAACAUUACCAUUUAUUUUUAAAGAACUGAUUACAAUAAACUAUACUUCAGUUCCAUAUAUAUUAAGGCAUCAAAACUUGCGUAUUAAUAACAGUGAUAAUGUAUUCAAAAGUAUUACAAUUAUCCUAAUGAAAUCACUAAUAUAAUUAAUAAUAUAAACGAAUUGUCAGAUUACAAAUAAAUCAUUUAACCUGCUUCCAUGGAUAUAUACAUUAUUCUAUUAACUGUACCUGUUAUUUUCUUUGGCACUUUCACGUAAUUUCUUUCUACAAUAUCUUUUUUAAGUCUAGGUUUUGCAUAAUAUUUAUAUAGUCACUAAUAUUUAACAUUAUUAAAGCAAAAUUAAAUGACAAAGUUAAUUAAAAAAACAAACUUUAAAACAGUGAAUUCUACUUCCAAUUGAUUUUACUCUAUUGACCAGUUACAUAGUCAGGUAUUAUAUCAUAUAUAUUUCUAAAGUGAUCUAAACGAGUUUUUUACUUUGUUAUCUUACUUAUGUAGAAAAUACAAACAUUAACAUUCAUUAUUUGUAUACUGUAAAUUACAGAUACCAUUUCCAUUUGGUUUGACAUACAUAUGUAUUACUUGUGGGUAUAUGAAAUUGUCACAUGUGUAAGUACUGUACGGUAUAAUACAUAUACAAAUUUCUUCCUACCGAACUAGAUAUGUGUAAUACCAAUAUUAUUAUUAAAUGUUUGUUAUACCAUUAACGAUAGUCAAGUAUAACUAAUGUAAUAUAAUUUGUUAAUUUUUUUUUUCUUCAUAUACGAGAUACAGAAUUUUUAUUUGGUUUGAUUCUUGUUUUAUUUCUAAAGAUUUUUUAGCAACUACUAUAGAAUUAUAUGCUCUGAGAAAUUUUAAACCUAAUGGUUCUUCAAUAUCUUAAAUAUGUUUAAUUCUCCUUGAGAACACGCAACAAACUUUAUUCUUCACGUAUAUACGAUAAAUAUUUUUUUUAUGAAUGUUCUUUGAGAGUUUGUCAACAUAGCAUAUCGAAGACGAAUAUGUUUAUAUAAUAGGCACAUUUUAGUAGGAUCAGAAUUAUAAUUUCAACAGAUUACAAUUGGAAAAAAUAACUUCAAUGUAAAGUAACCGCGUAUUAUUAACUUUUAAUUAUAACUUAAGUUACAGAUAUGUUUCCAAUGUACAUGUAACUUAAGUUACAGUAUGAUUUUUUUAGAAUAUUAAUGUUAUAAUAUUACCUUAUACAUCCUAUAAAAUUUGAAUCUGUGUAAUUAACUGUACGUGUGUUCACUAUUUUUAAAAUAAUUCUCUUUCUAUGUAUUGAAUGCUAAGUCAUUCAAGAAGUGUAAAGCUUUUACAAAAUUUUACAAAUUCUAUAUCAAAUCGAUGACGGUUAACAUUAAAUUAAUAAUUGUAUCACUGCUUGAUUACAUUACAUUAAUGUAUUGAUCCUUUAGUUACAUCUAUAAUAUGUUUAUGUGAUGUUUAUAAAUCUGUGUUCUUCUCUCAAUUGCAUAAGGAACUAAUCACGAUGAAAAACUUGUUUUGAUUCCUUUUAUAGAUUGAAUUCAUGAAGUAAUUAAAUAAAUUACUACUGUGUGUUUUAUGUUAUGUGUUUCAUUAUAUAUUUCUUACAAUAAUAAUGUUAUUAUUAUAAGUUAUUGUAUCAAUAUAUAUAUUGUAUCAAUUAUAUAUAUAUAUAUUGGUAUUUUUUGUUCAGUGUAUAUUAUUGUAAUACAUUUAAAUACGCGGGUUCUAAACUUUAUUUACAAAUUACAUGCGUACAAUGACUACGUUUGCUUUCUCAUUAUGAACUAUUAAAAAGGCCAAUACAUUUCAAUGCCAAUUUUAACACAAAUACUUUUUAUAAAUGCUUCUUAAUUGAAUGUAAUUUCGAAAACAUUUAAAAUUAUAUUCAAUUAUAACAUAUCUGUUUGACUAAAUACCUCUUUAAAACGAAGAAGUAUGUAUAAAUACCAAAAUAAAAUUCUUAUUUCUUACGCUUUAUCUAUCGUCAAUAUAUUUCAAAAUUUUAACGUAUAUCUAAUUAGUGUACGAUGAAUGAAAGAAAAAAAUCGCUCAAUUUUAACAAGAUAAAAUAGUACUUUUCAAUUUUAUCUACAACCACUUGUUUCACGAUAAAUGUAUAUAUAUAAUAUUUUUAAAAAAUAUCUCUGGAUUCCACAAUUAAAAAUGCUGUAUUACUUCAUCUAAUUGUAUUCUUACAUUAUAACUUUAUAUUUGGUGUAUAGCGAUCAUGUAUAAAGUUUAGAAAGCAUUGAGAAAAGGAGACACUAAUAUGUGCACAGUUAUCAACAUAUAUAAAAUGAAUAGAAUUAGUGGUACAACCAGAUAGAUGGCUAUUUCAUGUACAAAAGGUAAAUCGAAAAUGUAAAGAACAUUUUUUCAUGUUUCAUUUCUAAAAAUAUCAAAUUAAAAUAUAUGUUGAUAUACAUACUAUUGAAUUAAUUUAAUUAAUAUAU
Molecule: messenger RNA, 5260 nt
Organism: Nomia melanderi (Alkali bee)
Lineage: Eukaryota; Metazoa; Arthropoda; Insecta; Hymenoptera; Halictidae
Gene: pasha
Product: microprocessor complex subunit partner of drosha
Biological process (GO): primary miRNA processing
Cellular component (GO): microprocessor complex
Molecular function (GO): heme binding; identical protein binding; double-stranded RNA binding
Source: RefSeq, a predicted model, not a curated record